AUGGUCAUCGCCGACUGCGACAAUCAUCGUAUCGUUCAAUGGAAGAUGGGUGAUAAGAAUGGACAAAUUGUAGCUGGUGGCAAUGGCCGAGGAAAUCGAUUGAAACAAUUGAAUUGUCCAAUUGAUGUAUUGGUCGACAAAGAGACGAAUAGUCUCAUUAUUUGUGAUUUGUGGAAUCAACGAGUCGUACUAUGGUCUCGCCGUAGUGGCACAACUCAAGGAGAAAGUCUCAUCAACAACCUCAGUUGUUAUGGAUUGGCCAUAGAUGAUCAGAGAUAUCUCUACAUAUCUGACUACAAAAAACAUGAAGUAAGACGAUAUCAAAUAGGUCACGAGAAUGGAACUAUUGUGGCUGGUGACAAUGGCAUAGAUAAUGGUCUCAAUCAACUCAACUCUCCGACCUACAUCUUUGUCGAUCAACAACAGACUGUCUACGUGUCAGACUCCUCGAAUAAUCGUGUAAUGAAAUGGAAUAAAGGUGCAAAGGAGGGAAUUGUCGUUGCUGGAGGUCAAGGCAAAGGGAAGGCUCUAACACAAUUGUCGAAUCCUAGCGGAGUGUUCGUUGAUACGUCGGGUACCAUCUAUGUGGCAGAUUCGGGGAAUGCUCGAGUGAUGCGUUGGCUUAAAGGAGCGAAACAGGGCGCUGUCAUUGUGGGUGAAAAUGAUCGAAAAGAAGGAACAAAUCAAUUCAACCAUCUCGGAGGUUUGUCCUUCGAUCGACAUGGCAAUCUCUAUGUUGUCGAUACUUGGAAUAAUCGUGUUCAACGUUUUUCAAUCGAAUAA
Messenger RNA from Rotaria sp. Silwood2, 783 nucleotides. NCBI's taxonomy places the organism in Eukaryota, Metazoa, Rotifera, Eurotatoria, Philodinida, Philodinidae. The record is from the annotation of a GenBank genome assembly.